Messenger RNA from Gavia stellata (red-throated loon), 1378 nucleotides. RefSeq names its product heart and neural crest derivatives expressed 2 (gene HAND2). Lineage: Eukaryota; Metazoa; Chordata; Aves; Gaviiformes; Gaviidae. Gene Ontology annotation, molecular function: protein dimerization activity; RNA polymerase II transcription regulatory region sequence-specific DNA binding; DNA-binding transcription factor activity, RNA polymerase II-specific. Gene Ontology annotation, biological process: regulation of transcription by RNA polymerase II; heart development. The coding region runs from base 1 to 654 and encodes 217 amino acids. The record is from RefSeq and is a predicted model, not a curated record. The transcript has 2 exons.
AUGAGUCUAGUGGGCGGCUUCCCCCACCACCCGGUGGUGCACCAUGAGGGCUACCCUUUCGCCGCCGCCGCCGCUGCCGCCGCCGCCGCCGCCACCCGCUGCGGCCACGAGGAGAACCCCUACUUCCACGGCUGGCUCAUCAGCAGCCACCCGGAGAUGUCCCCCCCCGACUACAGCAUGGCUCUGUCCUACAGCCCCGAGUACGCCAACGGGGCGCCGGGCAUGGACCACUCCCAUUACGGGGGGGUGCCUCCCGGGAACGGCCCGCCCGGGCUCGGGGGGCCCCGGCCGGUGAAGCGCAGGGGCACGGCGAACCGCAAGGAGCGGCGCAGGACUCAGAGCAUCAACAGCGCCUUCGCGGAGCUGCGGGAGUGCAUCCCCAACGUGCCCGCCGACACGAAGCUCUCCAAGAUCAAAACCCUCCGCCUGGCCACCAGCUACAUCGCCUACCUCAUGGACCUGCUGGCGAAGGAUGACCAGAACGGGGAGGCGGAGGCCUUCAAGGCAGAGAUCAAGAAGACAGACGUGAAGGAGGAGAAGAGGAAGAAAGAGCUGAACGAAAUCUUGAAAAGCACAGUUAGCAGCAACGAUAAGAAAACCAAAGGGAGGACUGGCUGGCCGCAGCAUGUCUGGGCUUUGGAGCUCAAGCAGUGAGCACGGCAGGACUGGAGGAGCCGUCCUCUUAGUCUCGGUAGUGAGCUCUCCUCUGAGGACUCUUUGUAUUUGGAAUCGUCCAGUUUAUUUAUGUGCAAUUUCUCCCCCAACCCCCCCAAAAUGUGGAUAUUUGAAGGAGAGGGAAAAAGCAUUCCAUAUAUGAAGAGGAAACUCCAGCUUGGUAAGGGGUAAUGUCUCUAAUAGUUUCGUGAAUGUUAUUUGCUCUGUAUAAAACACACGGGGAAAACAGAACCAUAGAAAAGGAAAAAAAGAAAAAAAAAAAUCCCUCCCUGGCAUUAGUGUGUAUGUGAAGUGUAUCUUUAAUACUUGGCCUUUUGGAUAUAAAUAUUCAUGGGAUUAUAAAGUUAUAUUUCAACAGAAGCAGUUGCACCAAUGUUUCGGUUGACUCGGUAUUUAGUGUUGUAAUUUUGUUGUGGUCGUUCAGUAUUUGAAGAUGUUUUCAACAGUUAUUGGUUAUGUGCACUUCCGUCCGUAAGGGAAAAAGUGGAAUCUAAUUAAUAUUGAAGGUGUAAACGUUGUAAGUACUCAAUAAACCACUGUGUGUGUUUUUUACAAAACCAAAAAAAAAAAAAAAGAAAAAGGAAAAAAAGAAAACCCAAAUCUUUUUAUGUUUUAUACCUCAAAAUGUUUUGAAUAACAGCGUUGUUUAUGGCUUUUUUCAUAAUAUUUAAAAUAUUCGGAAGUAAACUAAAUUAUAAAGAUG